AUGAACACAACCAACAACGGCAUUGACAUCAUCGGGGACUGUGUGAGGCUGAUCAACGAGGCCCUUCCGAUCAUGUCCAUGACUCAUGUCGGUUACCCGUAUGUCGAGGUGCCCGCAUGUGGCCGCGCCAUCCUCGUACGCGAUGAUAUGCCCCAUGUCUGCCUCUUUGCCUCCAGCUUGACGCAAGGCACUGUGUACGUCAAUAUGAACCUGCCGGGGAUUCAACGGACCCUCAAGGAACUGGCCGAAAGCGGAGCUCCCUGGACCGAGUUUCAGGCAGUCAGAUACGAGUUUGUGACGAUAGAGCCCAACUCAACCAUUGUCCAGUCGGCUCUUCCUGUAUCGACUAUCCCCAUGCCGACCAUUCCCGACUCGAUCACUUUCCUCAACGACGUUUCGGUCAGUGACAGUUUGGCGCAAGGAUUUCCCGAACAAAAGUAA
Messenger RNA from Fusarium keratoplasticum, 441 nucleotides. RefSeq lists its product as uncharacterized. NCBI's taxonomy places the organism in Eukaryota, Fungi, Ascomycota, Sordariomycetes, Hypocreales, Nectriaceae. The record is from RefSeq and is a predicted model, not a curated record. The transcript has 2 exons. The coding region runs from base 1 to 441 and encodes 146 amino acids.